CUGCUCCGGGAGAAGGGAGGAGCCAAACUACAGGAAAACGUGACAUUUCCGCAUGUCAAUAAAAAUACCUUUCUGGAGACAAGAGGAAGAAGUGGAUAUAGUUUAUGAGAAGAAGUGUUCAGGUGCUCUGCUGCUUUCGGUGCCCACAAUUAGCAUGUAAGUUUCGGUCACAUGAUGCUCAGCCUGAGCAGACACGCACGAGCUGCCGGGAAACACACCACACCGGAGGAUUUUAUAAAAGCUGAGGUUGAGUUUAAACUGAAAGCGAAGAAGGACACAGAGGUGCUGUUAACAUGCUGAAGUUAAAGCCAAAGUUUGACCUGCACAGAGAUGUGGUGUGUGACAUCCUCAGGAAGGAGGCGUCGGUCUGCAGGGUGAAAGAAUACUCUGGAGCAGUGGACACUCGUAUCCUGAACAUUGAGAGGGAUGGGGGCAUCCUUUAUUCCUGGAAGGGAGCAACAGGGACUACUAGGAUUGGGAAAUAUGACUCCAACACCAAACAGAAUAAGCUCCUGUACACAUUUGACAAGCAGGUGUGUGUCAGCAGCUGUUCCCUGAACAAGGAGGAGACGCUGUUAGCUGUCAGCUUGGCACAAAACACCACAGGAGAGGAGCGCCUCAAACCAAUAUCCAAGUGUCUAACCCUCCUGAUUGAGAUCCAUCCCAUAAACAACACUAAAGUCCUCAAGGCAGUAGACUGCAGGGUCAAAGUGCAGUUCCUCCAUUCAGAAAGUGACAGGAGAUCAGUGCUGGAGAGCCACCUGCUGCUGCUGACUGAGGAUGGAUAUGUGGAUCUUUACCACGUUGUGCUGACGAAACAGGAGGGUUACCGAGUGGUGAUGGCUAAUCCAGAGCGUUUGUCCAAAACCGCAGAGAGAAUAGUGGAGGACUUCUGCUGGGUCCAGUGGGACAGACACACACAAAGAGUCUACUAUCUCACUCACAGUGCAACACACACACAGGAAAAGUUCCUGCUGCGAUGCGUUCAGUUUUACGCCAACCAUAACUGUGAAAUUGUGUUGGAGCUUCCGUUAAAGUUGCCUGCCAAUCUUUUCCGCACAGUCAAGUUUGUAAAUCUGGGUUUUGACCAUUAUCACACGGAGAGACCAGACAAGGAGCUCAUUAGGAUGGAAGUGUUCACAAACAGCAUAGGAAGCAUGUGUGUGUGCUACAGCCAGCCUCUUAAAAACAAACAGGAACUGAUGUACACUGUGCUUUUAGUCCACAAAGACUGCAGCAAGAUGCACAGAGUGUCGCUGGGCAGCGACCAGUCGCCACAAAAACCUGCACAGCUGCAUCCACUCUUCAUCCCUCUAGGUUAUCACAUCCUGGUGUAUCUGCAGGACUGUUUCCUCCAUUGUAUCAACACUAGGCAGGAGGAGAUGCUCUGUCACUCCCUCUUUCUCUCAGGUCUCGACGCAGACUUGGGCCUGCAGUGUCAGUCGGCUAACAUCACGGUGUUGCAUGCAGAACAAGAGUCCAGUGGUAGUUUUUUAGACUUGGCCAGUGGGAGGAUCCACACCACCGAGCUGAGCCCUGCCUUCCUGCUGCGGAUUCUGCGAUCAGACACUCCCUCUAGGUGUUCCAGCAGUAAGACUGACCCUCAGCGCCUGGCCGCCCUCCACUACCUGCUGGUUUACAUGGGAAACGACCCAAACCUGGAGCUGAAGAUCAUCGAAUGGCUGUGUGACAACGUGAACGCCUUCGAAUCCUUUGAUCAGAUCCAGGAGUUCAUUCUAGCCUCUUUAUACAGAAUAAGCUAUGAGAAGUCUCUCAGCCUGGAUAAAGUCCUGCCUUACUCUUCAGUACUCGACAAGAAGGAGAUACACGGGUGUCUGUUGGAGGUCCCUGGUGUGUUGUGUACCACUGAGCUGCACACUGAAGCUGUGUUCAAAGGCAAGGCCAGAAGUCUCCAGGGUUUCUGGUCAGAGCUGCAGUGGAACACAGAGAGGUCAGAAUGUUUGGACGCCAGUCCCAACCCCAGAUACAGAACCUCACUCAUACAGGCCGAGUGGGAUAAACUGAGGUCCGAGAGGAGACCAUCCAGCACCAUGACUCACAUGGAGGAGAACACAAAGAAGGUUCUAUCAAUGGUGGACACCUGGUGUCUUGAUAAGAAGCUGGUGCCACUUUUCCAGGAGGAGGACCAUCAACAGAGGGCGCUCAUAGGGCUGACGGUUGACAAGCUUCGAGAGCAUCUCAACAGACACUUGCCUCGACUGGGGAAGAAGAAGAUUGACUCGCUGGUCGUCAACUACGUCGCCAAACUGCUGGAGCUCAUCAGACACAUGCUGGAAUCAGUCUGGCUGAAAUACAAACUCGGCCCUCGUGUUUUGUGCUUCACACAGCAGGGCAGUCCGGCCGAGUGGUCCGUGUUUCACUUCAUGUUUCGGAUCCUGGAAGCCACGAGGAGCCUCUGCCUCCCCCUUCCACCUGGCUAUCACACCCUGUUAGCGGUGUUUGCUGUGCGGUGCCUCCCUCAUCACACCUUUCUACAGUACAUUGACCACGGCUUCCUGCAGCUCACUGAAACCUUUGUGUCUCGGCUCAUGACAGAUUUGGACAACAGUGAUGCCAGCGAGAGACUGAAGUUCAGCAUACUUAAGAGACUCCCUGAGCCUAUGGAGCAGAGGAUCUACCAUAUGUGGGACCAUCCUGUCAGUUCAGCUUCGAUCUCCAGAGAUUAUGUCAGAACGCUGCUGGAGAGACACAACAAAAAUAAGGGAUUUGCAUUCACCGGCAGAGACAAGCCCGCCUUCAGACCUGAGUUUCUGCCUCUUACCUACCUGGCAAAAAUACUCUCUGAUAUAGAGGAACAAGCUCUGAACCCUUUCGAGGAGCAGGAGAACGUGGACGCCAGGUUCGUGGAGGAGACGGCUCUGAAACAGACACUGAUACUGCUGGGCUUUGAGGAAAAAUGAGGGAUGUGGAGUGGGCGGGCGGGGUGGAUAGAUUGAGGGAGAAAUAGAUGAGGGGGAAAAUGUGUUUGAGAGAACAGUCAUCAUUGACUGGGCCUUGAGGAUAAGUAACGGAUGGAUGGAUGAUGGAGGGACGGAGGGCGAGAAGUGAAAGAUGAAUGGAGAGAUUGAAAGGCAGGGUGCUCAUAAACAAGCUCUCACUGUCUGAUGACAGAUUAGGGUGGGGCGGGAGGAGAGAUGGAUGGAGACGCCCAGAAAGGAAAGAUGAAGGGGAGAACAUGAGGCGAAAAGUCACCCUGCUUUUCCUCGGAAACACUGAGGAGUGUGAGGGUCUGUACCAAAGAUGAUAACAUGAUAGGGAGCACAGUUAGAUCUUCAGUUAGUGGCUUAAUUCAAUUUGGGGAAACAUGCUUUUCAAUUUUUUAUUGAAAAUCAAUAACUGCAGGCAGCUAUUUAUCUGGACUCAAUUUCUGUGGCGGCAACAAUUCUCUCCACAACCUCCAUUUUCUCUCGAAACAAUUUAUGAACAUUGAUGUCAAGUAUAAAUCACACACUUGUUUUAUCCUUCUGUGCUUCCUGUAAUUCUGCCGCACCCCAUCAACUUGAUUACAUGCUGACAAAAGGCUUUGCGGACAGAGCGGCUGGAUAUGGUCAGUCCAUUCAUUCUGAUAUUAUACACAAUCUUUGCUGCUGAAAGGGGCUUAGGUGAGACAACCCGGCCAACCUGAUCGUCAGAUGGUAUUGUACGUUUCUGCGAUCCACAGAUACGUCACAUUCGUCCGUUAUUAUGUUGUGGAUACAUUGAAACUUUACAUUUCUUUACAUUUCAUCAGUGCUACAAUGAAUAUGUGGUGAGAUUUAGGCACAAAAACCACUUAGUUAUGGUUAGGAAAAGAUUGUGUUUUGCCUAAAAUAGCUACAUUGUACCAGGGCUGAAAACAAAGCAACAAGUUGCUAAGAAACACCCACAUUCAGUGGCUAAGAAGCCGCCGGAAAACAACCAAUAUUAAUGAUUGUUGGCCUUCCAACUCGUGACAUUACUUUAAAAACAUUGAUGUAAGUAUGAAACAGACAAAUGUGACGUAUCAGACAUGUACAACGCCAACAUGUUCUUCAAGCGACUGUGCUAACCUGGCAGAUUUAAAGUCAUAUAAACCCAACCAGAUGUUUAGGUGUUGUAAACCACAUGAAUCGGAUGCUGAUUAAAAAAAAGUGGCUAAACAUUUGAGAACAGGAACUGGUCUGAAAUAUGUAGGAAAUUCCCUGUUUGCUGCUGUAAGGACAAUAAGGGCUGUGUGUCAUUCACACACUGUAAGAAGUGGACGAAACCAUUGUGACGUCACUGUUUUUAAAGCCUCUAGUUUGGCAUUUUGGCAGUCGCCAUUUUGCUUUUUUUGGAGCCAGAGGUGACCAUAUGUGGUGGCUGAGAACCUCAAGGCCAUUAAAUGAAAGCUGUGACACAGUGCCAUGUCACGUCGUAUCAUUGGGGUACAGCACAUGUGUGGCGAAGGCUGGUCUUCACUUGCUGAAAGGCUCAGUAGCCUGUACGUUAUCAUAGAACAUCGUAUUGAUGGAUUAGUUUCACUGAGGCAUCCAGAGUUGGCUUUGGUUCGGAAAAAAAUUCAUACAAAAUAUGCGGCAUGUGUACGGCUCCUUAAGGAGCACAACCAAAGAGCACCUGAGCAGACACCAUCCCUUUAUUUCUGGCGUCUGCUGUAGCCCUAAAACACUGCAGCCCUCUUGACACUGCACAUGUGUCGUGCUCCAUAGGGUCAAAGACCAUGUCCAGGUCUUCAUUAAAUAGCCUUGAGGACCCGUGGUAGCCACGCCUUAAAGCAUCCUCCACUUUAUUGUCUGUUUUACUCUAAAUGGGACCAUAAUUCACGAAAGGAGCAUCAAACUGUAUCGCAGAAGACUUAAAAGUAGCGAUUAAGACUAUUAACUCAUCUGGAAAAGGACUUGUAGACUGCAACCAGUGGAGCUGCCCCCUGCUGGCCAUUAGAAAGAAUGCAGGUUUGAGGCAUUUUGCAUUAUUAAUUUUGAGAAAUAUAAAUAUGCUUUUCUACAAAACCCUCAGCCAAAGCUUUCUUAUUGUAAACACUGCAUUCCCAGCUCUAUUAAAUUAAGCCUUACUUAAAAUUCAAUUAGUUACCUGAGAGGAAAACAGCAAAAUACAAUAACUUUAUAUUUACUUUAUUUAUGCAGCACAUGGCAAAAUCAGUCAAAAUUCUUUACAACCCAUCAAAUCAAACGGGUCAGUACAAGGUUAAGGAAAAGGCUUUACGAAUUUCAAUAGGAAAAAAAAGAGAGUCUGUCCGCGCACACACUCAAACAUCUGGUUUGAAUAACAUGCUCACGUGCCCUCAAUCAUGACUGAGCUCUUACUGUAAGUGAAGAGAUUCUUUGGUAGUGAAGUUUGUGUUUGUGAGUGUGUGUGUGUGUGUGUGUGUGUGGCAUGUGUUUCCCUUUGUAGUGUCUGAAUGUUGGCACCAUCUGAGACUAAAUACCAGAGACUAUUUACGUCUCAUGUCGCACUUUGAUUUGAGAAAUUACAAAACAUUCCUCUGAAAAAUAAAGGGAUUUCAUAAUCACUCAUGUUCCUUAUGUUUACACCAUAAAGUUUUUUAUGAUGGAUUCUAAAUAAAGAGAUUUUUUUUUUCAAA
Molecule: messenger RNA, 5581 nt
Organism: Epinephelus fuscoguttatus (brown-marbled grouper)
Lineage: Eukaryota; Metazoa; Chordata; Actinopteri; Perciformes; Serranidae
Product: gamma-secretase activating protein
Exons: 32
Coding region: 294-2921 (875 amino acids)
Biological process (GO): positive regulation of amyloid-beta formation
Cellular component (GO): trans-Golgi network
Source: RefSeq, a predicted model, not a curated record